Messenger RNA from Condylura cristata (star-nosed mole), 3196 nucleotides. It is a transcript of the gene POGLUT1, whose product is annotated as protein O-glucosyltransferase 1. Gene Ontology annotation, biological process: protein O-linked glycosylation; positive regulation of Notch signaling pathway. Lineage: Eukaryota; Metazoa; Chordata; Mammalia; Eulipotyphla; Talpidae. The transcript is spliced from 11 exons. Gene Ontology annotation, cellular component: endomembrane system. The record is from RefSeq and is a predicted model, not a curated record. Gene Ontology annotation, molecular function: UDP-xylosyltransferase activity; UDP-glucosyltransferase activity. Bases 61 to 1239 code for a protein of 392 amino acids.
UGUGCGGGGCGGUGCUUCCGCCGGCGCCGCAGCCGGGACUCCGCAGUGGGUCCGCUGGCGAUGGAGCGGUGGGCGCGCUCGCAGCUUAGGCUGUGGCUGCUGUUGCUACUCCUGCCCCCUGUACCCGGCCGCCAAAAGGAGUCAGGUUCAAAAUGGAAAGUGUUUAUUGACCAAAUUAACAGAUCUUUGGAGAAUUAUGAGCCAUGUUCAAGUCAGAACUGCAGCUGUUACCAUGGUGUCAUAGAAGAGGAUCUGACACCUUUCCGAGGUGGUAUCUCCAGGAAGAUGAUGGCAGAGGUUGUCAGAAGGAAGCUAGGGACCCAUUAUCAGAUCAUUAAGAACAGAUUAUAUCGAGAAAAUGAUUGCAUGUUCCCCUCAAGGUGUAGUGGUGUAGAACACUUUAUUUUGGAAGUCAUUGGGCGCCUCCCUGACAUGGAGAUGGUGAUCAAUGUUCGAGAUUAUCCUCAGGUUCCUAAAUGGAUGGAACCUGCCAUUCCAGUCUUCUCCUUCAGCAAGACAUCAGAGUACCAUGAUAUCAUGUACCCUGCUUGGACCUUUUGGGAAGGGGGACCUGCUGUUUGGCCAAUUUAUCCUACUGGUCUUGGACGGUGGGACCUCUUCAGAGAAGAUCUGGUAAGGGCAGCAGCACAGUGGCCAUGGAAGAAGAAAAAUUCUACAGCUUAUUUCCGAGGAUCAAGGACAAGUCCAGAACGAGAUCCUCUCAUUCUUCUAUCUCGGAAAAGUCCUAAACUUGUUGAUGCAGAAUACACCAAAAACCAGGCCUGGAAAUCUAUGAAAGAUACCUUGGGAAAGCCAGCUGCUAAGGAUGUCCAUCUUGUGGACCACUGCAAAUACAAGUAUCUCUUUAAUUUUCGAGGCGUAGCUGCAAGUUUCCGGUUCAAACACCUCUUCCUGUGUGGUUCGCUUGUUUUCCACGUUGGUGAUGAGUGGCUGGAAUUCUUCUAUCCGCAGCUGAAGCCGUGGGUUCACUAUAUCCCAGUCAAAACAGACCUCUCCAAUGUCCAGGAGCUGCUGCAGUUUGUAAAAGCAAAUGAUGAUGUAGCUCAAAAAAUUGCUGAAAGGGGAAGCCAGUUUAUUAUGAACCACUUGCAGAUGGAUGACAUCACCUGUUACUGGGAGAAUCUGUUGACGGAAUACUCUAAAUUCUUGUCCUAUAACGUAACAAGAAGGAAAGGCUAUGAUCAGAUUAUUCCCAAAAUCUUGAAAACUGAACUCUAAUAGUCAUCACUGGACCACAGUCCUUUCUAUGGCAGCAGAUUGGGUAUCCUGUGAUGAGAAGCUUACCAUGAGUGUUGCACCUAUACCCUGAAUACUCUUAUCAAGCCACUUACUUGGUUUUCCUUAUCAUGCUGUAUCCAGAAUGACUGUCAAGAAAAAUUCAAAAUGUGUAUAAUGCAGAUAAGAAGCAGAUCAAUACUUGGGCUGAAUAAGGACUAGAAAUGACAAGAAGUAAGCUUUAAAUCCAGUUCAACUGCUCAUUUUCUUAGACCAAUCACAGCUUGUGCCUCAGAUUAUCCACAUAUGUAAGUCCAUCACUGUGAAACUGACUGAUUUAGUGGGAUGAUGACCUUUACCCAUUAUUUGGAGCAGAAAAAUCAUUUGGACCAACUACAACUUAUCACAAUUCUGCAGUUCUUCUAGGCUUGAUCUCCAUCAUUAUAUUUUAAUUAGGGUUUAUGAAAAAUACUUGGGGAUCAUUUCCUGAAAGAGUUAAGGAAGCAACAGUCAUGCCAUGCAAUGAUGUAGGAGUUUUCUUGUGUAAAAGCAUUAACUUUGGUACUCAGGAGGUUUCUAUAAUCUAUAUAGCAAGGGGCCAGUUGCAUGAGUAAUUACUGCAAUUGGAUCUCAAGUUCCCUUUUGGUGCCUUCACACCCUUCUUUGUAUAGUUUCUUAAAAAAAAAGAAAAGAAAAGAAAAGACAAAAACCUUUUCAGAAACUUAGGACGUAGUUCCAUUUCUUUAAAGGAACUACUGUUUGUAAAACAGCAACUCUCUUAUUUUUUGCAUACCCUUAGUAUUUUUCCUUCUUAAAUUGAUGUCCAUGUCCUACAGGGACCUUCAUAAUGCCAAAUAUCAUUAAGUUGGGAGUUUAGAGUAUUCAACUUAGCACUUCUAUAGUAGAAAUUUAUGUCAGUGCAAAUCCAUGUUAGAGUACCUCCUUUUCUAUUAUUAGAAAAGACUUUUGGAUAGUAGUUUAAUUUCUCAGGGUACUCUCCCUACAUCGUUCCUAAUAAAGAUGAAGAAAACAUUUUUUUAUUAAAGUCAACAUAGUCCAAUAACUCAGUGUCAUCCCUGUCCUUUAGGCCUGACUUCUCCACAGAUAAAUCAACUCUUUUCCUUUGCCUCUUAAGAACUCUUUGGUAUUAAGUGGUUUCAAAAUUAGUAAAUGAGACUGACAGUUAUUAAAAAUGAGGAUUUUAUUCUUUUUGUAAAAAAUGUAUCUGGCCUUUUUAAUACCCUUCCACAAAAUUUUUAAAUCUAAGGAACUUGAUAAUGAGUGGAAAAUCCCUGGAAAGAUCAUUGCAUGGAAUAAGGCAGAUGUUUAAAGUUAGAUUUUUUUGUUGUGAGCUAAAAAAUUAUGGGGACAAUGUCCUUAGGUGCUAUAAGUCUGACAUUAAGCAGUCUAGGUUUCUGAGUUGUACUGUGGUUUGCAUUGUAGCCAUGAGGCCCUAAUAUUUAGGAUCAUUCUUUUCAUAUUUUAAUUUUCCUCAGCAAAGUAGAACAAAAUUUUCCACCCUUUGGAUUAGGAGCUGAAGCUAUAUUUUCUGGGAGUGUUUCAAAUUCUAGCAUAUGCAUUACCUUUCUGAAUUCUUUUUUUUAUUCCUCUAGACAGGGACUAUCAUAAUACUUUUACUCAUAUCUGUGUCAUAUGAUAUCAUGUUGCAUUCAUUGUAUUUGCUUGACUUUCUGUCCUGUUGGCUUUUGAUGGGAGGGAAUCAUGUUUUACUUGUCUUAUGUGUCCAUUAUCCAGUGUAGUGCCUCACAGAGUAGAUAUUAAAAAAUUGUUGGAAGGAAGGAAAUGGUUGCCUUACUUAGAUCCUAGUUAUAGAUUGCCCAGCCAUUAGUCCCAAGAAGGACUGGAAAAGCCUAAUAGACUUGAAUCAGUAUAAAUUCUCACCUGCUUUUUGAAGAGUCAGUAAGGCAUCUUUGUAUUUAAAUAUAGCAAAUGUUACUCA